Molecule: messenger RNA, 974 nt
Organism: Marchantia polymorpha subsp. ruderalis
Lineage: Eukaryota; Viridiplantae; Streptophyta; Marchantiopsida; Marchantiales; Marchantiaceae
Source: the annotation of a GenBank genome assembly
GUUCCAGCGAAGGAAGGUGGAAUGCUUUCUGGAAUAGCAGCAGCAGGAAGGCCGAAUGGACGAGAGGAUGCGAGUGAGGAUGUUUGCGUGUGUGUAGGAUUGUAGGGUGCCGAGGUGUUUGGAUUGUCAGUUUGGUUUGGUUGGGGGCGAUGGAGAUGGAGGUGGAGAAGGAGCAAACGGAAGGUGCGGAUGAAGGUGUGGAACUGGGGGUAGAGAAGAAGGUGAGAGUGAAGGUGCUUUUGUUUGCCCGAGCUCGAGAGCUCGCUGGAGGUUCGGAGUUUGACUUGUCCGUCGCGGAUGGUUCUACCACUGCCGAUUGCGUCGCAGAGCUCACGACUCGGUUUGCGGCCCUGGAGGUCAUGCGGGAGAGUAUCGUCGUUGCUUUGAACUUCAAUUACAUUACGGAUCCCGUAGAGGUCAAGGACGGUGACGAAUUGGCCAUAAUUCCUCCUAUCAGUGGUGGAUAAGUUUUCCUCCUCUUUUACUUCGCCUCCCUCGGCGUCUGUUGUCCGCUGCCGAAGCAUUAGUAAACCUAAUGUGUAAGGCGCUGCUUUGUGGAUUGGAAAGAUUGGAGUUUCGGGUAAGAUUCGAGCUCAGCAAUGAUUUGCAUCAAUAUGUGAUGUUCUUGAGAAGUUAGCAACGUGUCGAAACCACUGAGGUGUUCAUAAGAGAUUGCGUCCUGUAAUGGCUCUUCUGCGCGAACACCUAUCAGUAAUUGUAGAUCUGGCAUUCAGUGAAAAUAUUUUCGAUAGUCCUAUUCUUGUAUCCUACUAGGCGCAUUCCAAAUUUUGCACGAGCAUCUUCUUCAAAAUGCUCAACACUGAACGUAGAUCAGGUUGAUAGAUGGAUCGCAGCGGAGAUGAUGAAGACUUUGAUGCCUUGCAAGAUCGAAUAGUUCCCAUUGUUGUAGUAAUGUCCGAGAUCAGUAUAAUCUAUGUCGGCGAACUCUGUGUGCCGCUCGUGUGAUCUUUGUG